AUGAAAGGGUGGGGUGGGAGUGCAAAAAGGCAUCGGUUGACUUUGUUUCUCCACAAAGGUGCGUUCGAUGUUUGUUUGAUUCAAGAAACUAAAAAAGCUAAUAUAGAUGAUUUUAUGAUCCAAUACUUAUGGGGUUAUAAGGAUGUUAAUUGGGUGGUGAAAGAACCUGAUGGCCUAUCUGGUGUUUCUCAGGUGAUGGGUUUUUUGGGUAUUAGUGUGGACCGGGAGGGCUAUGUGUUGCAUAUUGUCAAUGUUUAUUCACCGUGCAUUUUUUCUGGCAAGAAAAAGUUGUGGAAUAAUUUGUUGAACCUUAAACAACAAAAUAGUGUUGGGGAGUGGUGUGUGGAAGGAGAUGUCAAUGCCAUUUUACUUCCUAAAGAACGAAUAGGAAGCAGUUCAUUUAGUAGACAAAAUGAAAGAAUUUCGUUUAAUCGUUUUGUGGAGGAGAUGAAGUUGAUAGAUGUUCCGGUACUAGGAAAGAAGUUUUCUUGGUUUAGUGCUGAUGGCAAAUCUAUGAGUCAGAUAGAUAGAUUUUUACUGUCUGACGGUCUCUUUUCAAAGUAUGGUAUCUCUGAUCAAUGGAUAGGAGAUCGAGAUAUAUCUGAUCACUGUCCAAUUUGUUCGAUAGUUACGACAAAAAAUUGGGGGCCUAAACCUUUCAGGGUGAUCAAUGGUUGCUUGUGA
Molecule: messenger RNA, 684 nt
Organism: Trifolium pratense (red clover)
Lineage: Eukaryota; Viridiplantae; Streptophyta; Magnoliopsida; Fabales; Fabaceae
Exons: 2
Coding region: 1-684 (227 amino acids)
Source: RefSeq, a predicted model, not a curated record